AAGAGAAGACACCAAACAUCAAAAAUGGUUGGCCAUACAGAAAUAGAAGAAGAAGACAGAACAACGACGACUCAGCAACCACUGAUCUCUCUCUGUCUUCCUCCUGCGCUCUUUCUCGUGAUCCACUUCCUCACUUUUUUCUACCAAUUUAAAUGGGUCCGUCCCCAUCUAUCUCUCCUUCCAUUCAAAAGCCUUACCAAAUUACUAUUUUAGUCAUUCCUCCUCUCACCCUCUCCUUUUGACCCCUUCCAUCUCCCUCAUUUCCUUAAAAACUUGUGUUUUUCUUCUUCUUUUUUUUUGGAUUCGGAAUAAUGAAGUGUUUUCAUUUCUCGAACGGGGAAAGAAGGGAAGAUGAAGACGCCCCGGUUUCGAAGGUAUCCAGAGUAUCCUGGGCCAGGUCCUUGAGCGUGGCGUCCAGCAGUCUUGAUACAAGGCGGUCCGAGCUUGACUCAGACAGCUACUGCUACUCCUCUAGGGACUUGUCUGACUCGGUUGGGCUCUUCGAGUUACUGAGUCAGAGAAGAGCUAAUGAUUUGCGAGUCUUCGGUUUCUCCGAACUCAAAUCUGCUACUAGGGGGUUCAGUAGAGGUUUGCUUAUUGGGGAGGGAGGCUUUGGCUGCGUUUAUAGAGGCGUCGUUAAAGUUCCAGCUGAUCAUGAAUCAGGUUCCAAGAUGGAUGUUGCUAUAAAACAGUUGAAUCGUCACGUAUUACAGGGGCAUAGGGAAUGGAUUAAUGAAGUGAAUUUCUUGGGUGUGGUUAAGCAUCCAAAUCUUGUUAAAUUAGUGGGGUAUUGUGCUGAAGAUGAUGAAAGAGGGAUUCAAAGGCUUUUGGUUUAUGAGCUUAUGCAUAAUAAAAGCUUAGAAGACCAUUUAUUAGCGAGGGUAUUACCCAUAACUCUUCCGUGGAUGACAAGAUUAAAAAUUGCCCAAGAUGCAGCUCGCGGGUUGGCUUACCUUCAUGAAGAAAUGGACUUUCAGCUAAUAUUCCGAGAUUUUAAAGCGUCUAAUGUUCUACUAGACGACGACUUCAAUGCAAAGCUCUCGGACUUCGGACUGGCUAGACAGGGACCUCCUGAAGGACUCGGUCAUGUUUCAACAUCAGUUGUGGGCACAGUGGGUUAUGCAGCUCCAGAGUAUGUUCAGACUGGCAGGCUUACUGCUAAGAGUGAUGUAUGGAGCUUUGGGGUGGUUAUGUAUGAGCUUAUAACAGGAAGGCGAGCAGUUGAGAGAAACCUACCUCGGGGUGAGCAAAAGCUCUUGGAAUGGGUAAAACCAUUUGUAUCCGAUUCAAAGAAGUUCCACCUUAUCGUAGACCCACGACUGGAAGGACAGUGUUGCAUCAAAUCAGCUCAGAAACUAGCAGCCUUGGCAAACAGAUGUCUAGCAAAGCAGCCCAAGUCCCGCCCUAAAAUGAGUGAGGCAGUAGAGAUAUUGGGAAACAUAAUCAGUGAGACUUCAUCUCAAGAUGAAGGGAUCCCUGAACCUGUCUCUGAAAUUGAGGAAGUUAAGGAAGAGGCCACUGGGGAGACGGGGGCCGAGUCUACCAAACCGGGGAACAGUUACCGGAAAAAAGUUUUCUACAUAAGAGAAAUGGUCAACUUGAGAAAUAGAUCCACUGGGAAAUUAGAUUGGAGAAACUGGACGCCACGAUUGGUUAGAACUUAGAACUUCGAGAUAAGAUUUCAGUUUCUACCAGUAAAUAGAAAUAUGCACACGUCCUAACUCCCUAGGAGAAUGGCAAAUGAAUGGGGGAUAAAUAACAAGGUGAAUAUUUCACAUGCAAUCCAAACAAUAGGAAGGGCAAUGAUCAUCUUUUUAUUUUUGCAAGAUGGCUGUAAUAUAGGUUUGUCGUGCCUUCAAAGCUGCGUGGCAUGCAUGUGAUAUUGCAAGGCACAAAUUCACAUCUCCUCUGAAGGAUGUAGUUUUGCCCAAAGAUGGAUGGUGAUAUCUGAUGCACUAUGAGGUUUCUAUUUUCCAUUUCCUUGGCUUUCCUUGUCUUCGCGUGUGAGAACUGAUUUGGGAUCCUCUGGCAGAGCUACUCUUGCGUAUUUUCUAGAGAGGCUCUAAAUGUGACUGCACUCUGUAGAAUUACUAUCUGGCUGAUCGGCCGGUUUCAUUCCUCCCGCACCAUCAAGCCCGCUUCUCCCCGGUCCCCAACCUGGUCCGCUACCAUGUAUAAAAAAACUUUUUCAAAAUUGCGGAUCAUUGUUAUUUGUCUCUUCAUUGUCGCAUCAUGCAUGACAUUUUCAUUUUAUCUCCCCAGAUAAACACACAUUUAUAUUAUUUCCCGAUAACUUGAUCAAAUACAUUAGCUUGAACCCACUCCUCCCAACUACAUUAGACAACUCCCUGAUCUGGUGAGCAUGUCUAGUCUGAUCGUAGGCAUUGACGAAAGACAUGCAGCAUGGUUUCCUCAAUGAGCACAUAUAGCUGCCAAUCAUUUAGCUUGCUGUUUAUUAGAGAAAUAAGUACUUAAACAUCAGAUUUUCCGCUUCAGGAAUGGGCAAUUGCACAGUAGCACAAGUAACCUGGAAGGGGGACACAGAGCUACAUUGAUCUCACAACAUCUUGCAUAAUAUAUGGCGCAAUCUAGCCAUCCGUUGGUGCGCUUUGUUAGGGUGUCAAGAACAUGGGUCCCGUGAUCAACAUUAAAACAGAUUUUCCACAACCUUAAAACUCAGGGCUCUCAUGCACUAUCUGAUAUUUUGCCAUGUUGGACUAACUGUUGCACAGCUCAAAAAUCAAAAGCUUCAUGGACUUUAACCACAUAGCAAUAGUAUCCACGUGUGCCCCCUUGUUUUUCCCCCCAACUUUCCUAGUGAAGUCUAAGGUGUGGUUGACAUUAUUAUCUUCAACUUUCCAUUCUCUCCUUUUUUUCUUCACUUCUCCAAGUAUAUUCUAUAAUGCUUGCCAAAAUUCAGUUUUAUUUCCAAAUUUUAGCCAUACUUUGCACAGCAUGAGUGCAUUAACUAUGUGAUUUGGUUAUAUGGCUACCGAAUUCGAUAAUAAUGUUAUCAUAUGAUCCGAUUGCUAUAUUACAGAAUUAAAUAAUACGAUGGAGUUUUUUUUGUUGCAGAACUAAGGGAAAAUCUCGCACUUAAUUCUGCACAAAGCCGGAAAAAAAAGCAACGCUUUCCCUUUUCUGAGCAUUGUACAAGUCACGAGAAAUACAACGGUGCAUUCACAGCUUUUGUACUGGCACAUAAUCACAGCUUAGAUGAAGUGAUCCACCGAACAUUAAACAUAUCUUAGCUUCUCUGUUUUCUUUUUUAAAAAAAAAUCAAA
Molecule: messenger RNA, 3284 nt
Organism: Populus trichocarpa (black cottonwood)
Lineage: Eukaryota; Viridiplantae; Streptophyta; Magnoliopsida; Malpighiales; Salicaceae
Product: serine/threonine-protein kinase PCRK1
Exons: 4
Coding region: 312-1664 (450 amino acids)
Biological process (GO): protein phosphorylation
Molecular function (GO): ATP binding; protein kinase activity
Source: RefSeq, a predicted model, not a curated record